UGCGGUGGAUCUCGUCAGUCGACUGACGGACGGAGGAGGUACCUAGUCCUGCGUCAAGGGUUGACGAGUGGCCGAGAGGAGAAAGGCUAGCAAGGAGGGCGAUGCUGAGCCUGCGUCUCGGCAGUCGAGAACCAAGUGGAGGAGGAUGGCGGUUCUGGUGGUUCCCGGUCUUGGUACGGCGGUCUUGGGCCUUUUUCUUCUUUGACACUCAUGAGGGCGGGAAGGGCUGGAAGGGAGGGGGGGAGGGAGGGGUGGAGUCAUGGGAGUUGGAGUUGGAGUUGGAGAGGGAGAGGAAGAGGGAGAGGGAGAGGGAGAGGGAGAGAAAGAGUUAGGGAGAAGGAGAGUAAGAGUUAAGGGAGAGUUCGUAGCAGAUAGAUAGAAGUCAAACAGUAGUCCAACGUUCCGUUCCGGGACGGGUCCAGGUG
Molecule: messenger RNA, 425 nt
Organism: Aspergillus heteromorphus CBS 117.55
Lineage: Eukaryota; Fungi; Ascomycota; Eurotiomycetes; Eurotiales; Aspergillaceae
Exons: 1
Coding region: 102-332 (76 amino acids)
Source: RefSeq, a predicted model, not a curated record